Molecule: messenger RNA, 1608 nt
Organism: Cornus florida
Lineage: Eukaryota; Viridiplantae; Streptophyta; Magnoliopsida; Cornales; Cornaceae
Exons: 15
Coding region: 49-1485 (478 amino acids)
Source: RefSeq, a predicted model, not a curated record
AAAUUCCACCCCUCCUUUUAUCUUCUGUAACAAUGGAACCAUGAAAAUAUGAAGCUGACCAUGAACGUCACCUUCCCACGGUUCGUCCUUCGUUUUGGGUUUUCUUCCAAAACCCUAACUUACCCCCGAAACCAUGCCAAUUUUCUUUUCUUCCCAGAAAGAAAAAGACAUAUCACAACUGCCCUCUCUUCUCAAAAUUCAAGUGAAGAGUUACUAGUGGUGGUUGGAGGCGGAGCAGCUGGAAUAUAUGGAGCAAUUAGGGCUAAAUCUAUAGCACCUAAUCUCAAAGUGCUAGUUAUUGAAAAGGGGAAGCCUUUAUCAAAGGUUUUGGCGGAAAAUUACCCUAGGGGUUAUAAGGAACUGAGAGGCUCUUUCUUCAGUAUGCAUGGCCCUGUGGAUACGAUGUCCUGGUUUUCUAAUCAUGGGGUGCAAUUAAAGACUGAAGAUGAUGGAAGGGUAUUUCCUGUCAGUAACAGCUCAUCUUCUAUUAUUGAUUGCCUUAUGUUUGAAGUAAAGCAGAGCGGAGGUAUGUCAGUGCACUUGGCAAUGGAAGUUCUACUGCAGACUGGCAAAGUCGUAACAGCUGUAUCUGCCACUGAUAGUGGGAAAUUCCUUCUCAAGAUUGAGAAGCGUACAAUUGACUUUGUAGAAUUUGUUGAAGCUGAUUAUCUAUUAAUUGCCAGUGGGAGUAGCCGACAGGGUUAUGCACUUGCUGCGCAACUUGGACAUUCCCCAAUAGAACCAGUACCGAGUUUAUUCACUUUCAAGAUUCAGGAUUUGCAGUUGGCAGAAUUGUCUGGGGUUACAUUCCCUAAAGUUAAAGCAAGGUUGAAGUUACAAAAUGUUCAAAAGACUAUACCCUGGCUUACACAGGUUGGACCCAUGCUAAUCACACACUGGGGGCUUAGUGGGCCAGUAAUUCUUCGGUUAUCUGCUUGGGGAGCCCGUGAGCUGUUCGGUGCAGGUUAUGAAGGGAUUCUUUCUGUGGAUUUUGUUCCUGAUCUUCAUAUCGAAGAUGUGAAGUCCACUCUUCUUGAACACAAGAAUCAGUUUGCGAAGCAAAAAGCGCUCAACUUAUGUCCUUCAGAAUUUGGCCUUGUGAAGAGGUUUUGGAAGUAUAUACUAGAACGCGAGGGUGUAUGUGAAGAUAUCUUGUGGGCUUCCGUUUCGAACAAUUCAUUAAUGUCUGUUGCUUCUCUGUUGAAGCAGUGUUCAUUUGCAGUGAAAGGGAAGGGCCAAUUUAAGGAUGAAUUUGUCACUGCUGGAGGUGUUCCAUUGUCUGAGAUCUCGCUGAACACGAUGGAGAGCAAGAUACAGUCACGUCUAUUCUUUGCUGGAGAGGUGCUAAAUGUUGAUGGGGUAACAGGCGGUUUCAAUUUUCAGAAUGCUUGGUCAGGUGGAUACAUUGCAGGAACUACUAUUGGUAAUUUGGCAUUAACUGCUAAUAUGAAAAAAGGAAGUUGUGAUACAGGCAUCAAAGCGUGAAGAUUAGCCUGAAUAGCUAGUUCAUGUAUAUAACAUUUUUGAAUGAUAAGAGUAGCUUUUUGAUUAACUGUGAAUUGACAUUUUAUUUUCUGAUUAACUGUGAAUUGACAUUUUAUUUUCUUU